AUGGUGUCGGGCUCGAACGCAGUCAGGGCCCGCGACAAGUAUACUUCCCGGGCAUGUAACGAAUGCCAGCGCCGAAAGAGAAGAUGCAGUGGCGACCCCUCCAAGGUCUGCCGGAAUUGUCGCCAAUGGGCCACUGAAUGUGUCUUCUCAGAAACACGACCACGACGGGGGCCCAACAACUUGAACCUGCAUCUCAACGCCGCAGCUGCAAGAGACAAAGCGACUCCCGAAAGGCUCAGGCCUGGCAACACCGCAAGGCGGGAAGAAAGUACCAACCAUAUUGGCCACCACCGUCAUGAGCUAGAAAGAACGACGACGCAGGCUCAAGACGAGUCGCCCAAGGCUCAGGAGGCAUUCCCAUCCCCAUCCCCAUCGCCGUGCUCCCCCGGGGGAAAUCAUCGUGGUCAAAGUCAAACCCCUCUCAGCACCAUCGACAUCGACACCAACGAGCUGUCGUCUCGGCGGGAAAGCGUGUUUGAGCGCAACACCAACUUCAUGACCGGGACCGCCUUCUUCCAGCAGAUCGACCUCCUCGAUCUGUCGGUGACACGCACACAAGGAACCAGACCCGGAACCACACCCACAAAGGUCGGGGGCGGGCUCGGUGUCGCUUCCAAUGCCAAUUCCCAUUCCCUUUCCAUCUUGGGCCAGACCAGCACCAUGGUGUCCGACAUCUAUCGGGACAUCGACCAGACCGUCGAGCAGGCGCGAGGCGAAGAUGCCAGCAAGAUCCAGCAAGCUCUGGACAUCUUCUUCGCCAACGUGCAGCCGCAUUAUCCGUGCAUGAACGAAGCCCAUCUGCGGGGGCAGUUUUCGGCCUUCAUGGCGCACGACUCGAACCAGCUGAGCAAGAACGGCGCAGUGCAAGUGGCGGCGUUCCUCAGCUUCAUCAUGGCAGUGGUCAGCAUCCUGUCCGACGCCUCGACCCCGACCCCGAACCCGACCUCGACCUCGACUUCCAUCUCGACCCUCAGCCAGGACGAACAGCUGCCCGGCUGGAGGGAAUUUUGCCGCGGCGAGAAGCUCCUGAGUCACGCCAGCUGGCUGGAGAAGGCCAACAUGGUGACGGUGCAGACGCUGGUGGUCAAGACGCUGUACUUCAUGUACGUGGGCCUGCUCAGCUCGGCCUACGACACCAUGGGCACGACGGUGCGCGUGUGCUUCCAGCUGGGCCUGCACAACGAGCCUUCGUGGGGCGAAGACUGCUCGUUCUACGACCGGACAUACCGGCAGCGACUGUUCUGGUCGGUCUUCUGCCUUAACCACAAUGCCGCGCAGACCCGCGGCAUCCCCGACCUUCUUCGCCCGUCGGACUUCAACGUCGGACUGCCCAAGUGCGUCAACGACCGGAUGUUAUACCCACACUGUCCGGCUUCCUUACCGGAGAUGCCUGCCCUAUCCCCGGUGCCCUACCUGCUAGAGACGAUCAAGUUGACCAGUCUGUCGUCGCAGGUGUGGGAGGCCAUGUUCGGUGCGCGCGCCCAGAAGCCCGUCAGCCAGGACUUUAUUGCUGCCAUGGACGACAAGAUCCUUGCAUUGGCGCGAGACAUCCCGUCGUCGCUGCGUUGGCCGCCGCCAAACCCGACAUCGUCGUCGCCGUCGCCGUCGUCAGCCCAACAGAGCUACUAUGGGCCAACGGCGCCGCUCCCGUUCAUCCUCCAACAAGGCUUCAUCCUCCAUUUACGCAUCCUGUACCUGCGAAUGCUGCUGCGGCGGGAGGAGAUGAUCAAUCUCACGUACGGAGAACAGGCGGCACGACUGUGCAUAGAUGUCACCGCCGAAGUCGUGGCGGCCGUCGAGGCCUCGUACCCGUCUCAACGCUCCAAUCGCUGCACACGUCACGCGUAUCUGCACCACCUCACCGGCGCCAUCGUGCCUAUGAUCUGCAUCGUCAUCAGACAAACCAACGGAGAAGACCUGACUCGGCCGGCCACCAAUCUCCUGACCAAGUGCUUGAAGAUCCUCGAGUCGUUCUCUCAGAGGUCAUUCCUGGCCCGGCGGGUUUUACAGCAGCUGCGACGACCUAUCCAAGUGGCGCGAGAUAUCAUCGACUCUCGGGGGCUUAUGAGUACGUGUACGUGGUCUGGUGCAGCGGCGGCGUCAGCGUCAGAGUCAGCAUCAGCGGUAGUGGCAGCGGCAGCGGCAAACACUGCAACUACAACUACAACUACAACAUCAUCGGCUGGUCCAGCCCCCUGCGCGCCCUGGAAUGGUGGCAGCAUAAGCAACGGUAACGGUAACAGUAACAAUCAUGUUGAGUGGGAUCUUUCUCUGCCCAGUAUCUAUCAAGAUCCGUUUCAAGAUGUCUUGUCGAAGCCUCCAGUCUCGGAACCCACUAGCACUGCCACAUGUGGUAUGGCAUUCCUGUUGGAUGAUGCCAGCCUAGAUCUUUGGAAUAGUUUCAACUGGUCGGCAUGA
Messenger RNA from Capronia epimyces CBS 606.96, 2418 nucleotides. RefSeq lists its product as uncharacterized. The record is from RefSeq and is a predicted model, not a curated record. Gene Ontology annotation, molecular function: DNA-binding transcription factor activity, RNA polymerase II-specific; DNA binding; zinc ion binding. NCBI's taxonomy places the organism in Eukaryota, Fungi, Ascomycota, Eurotiomycetes, Chaetothyriales, Herpotrichiellaceae. Gene Ontology annotation, biological process: regulation of DNA-templated transcription; DNA-templated transcription. The transcript has a single exon. Bases 1 to 2418 code for a protein of 805 amino acids.